Zasmidium cellare ATCC 36951 is the source of this 2181-nucleotide messenger RNA. RefSeq lists its product as uncharacterized. The record is from RefSeq and is a predicted model, not a curated record. Lineage: Eukaryota; Fungi; Ascomycota; Dothideomycetes; Mycosphaerellales; Mycosphaerellaceae. Gene Ontology annotation, cellular component: Ku70:Ku80 complex; nucleus. The transcript is spliced from 2 exons. Gene Ontology annotation, molecular function: double-stranded DNA binding; damaged DNA binding; telomeric repeat DNA binding. Bases 1 to 2181 code for a protein of 726 amino acids. Gene Ontology annotation, biological process: telomere maintenance; cellular response to X-ray; DNA recombination.
AUGGCGAGCAAAGAAGCGACAGUGUACAUCGUCGAUGUCGGCCGUACUAUGGGCGAGCGGAAGCAAGGCCGCACACAAACCAACUUGGACUGGGCCCUGGAGUACGUGUGGGACAAGAUCACAUCGACAGUGGCGAAUGGACGGAAGACUGCCAAUAUCGGCGUGAUUGGACUGCGAACCGAUGAGACGAAGAACCCGCAGGAAGACGAGGAAGAUUACGAACAUAUUAAAGUGUGCCAGGAACUGAAUCAAAUGCUAAUGCCGGAUGUCCGCCGACUACGCAACGACCUGGUUGUCAACAAGACGAGUACUGGAGACGCCAUAUCUGCACUGAUCGUCGCCAUUCAGAUGAUCUCAGAGAAGUGCAAGAAAUUGCAGUAUGUCCGGAAGAUUAUCCUAAUCACUGAUGCGCGGGCACCUAUGCAAACAGAGGAUCUUUCGCAGAUUACCAAGAAGCUCAAGGAGGACAGCAUCGAGCUUGUGAUCCUUGGUGUUGAUUUUGAUGAUGCAGACUAUGGCUUCAAGGAAGAAUCGAAGCCAGCUGAAAAGGAGGAGCACGAAGAGAUACUUCGUACGCUGUGCGCGGACUGCGAUGGAGUCUUCGGAACACUUGCGCAAGCCGUCGACGAACUUCAACUCCCUCGAACAAAAGCAGUCAAACCGACACCCACAUUCAAGGGUCUGCUUACACUGGGCAAUCCGGAGCUGUUCGAAGACUCUAUGACGAUUGACGUGGAGCGAUAUGCGAAGACGAUGAAAGCUUCGCCACCCUCAGCAAGCUCAUUCGCAGUGCGUGAUGGUGUUAGUGAAGUGACGCAAAGCUCCGCGACUCUGUCAAAUGGCGAGGCAGGUGGGCAAGACGGCGACGGCCUCUCCAACAUUCAACGUACGUACACGUAUCAAGUGGAUGACGAGAACUCCGCCGGCAACAAGCGAGAUCUGCAGCGCGAUGAAUUGUCGAAAGGCUACGAGUAUGGGAGGACAGCGGUCCACAUCUCUGAGAGUGACCAGAAUGUUGUCAGAUUCGAGACGUCACCGGGACUUGACAUUAUCGGCUUCGUCGACAAGAGCAAAUACCAACGAUAUCUCGAAAUGAGCCGAGCGAAUGUCAUUGUCUCGCAGAAACACAACGACAAGGCUUCGAUGGCUCUCUCCUCGCUGAUCCAUGCACUUUACGAAUUGGACUCGUACGCUGCUGCACGGCUUGUGCCUAAGGAGAACAACCAGCCAAAGAUCGUCGUACUGGCACCAAACAUCGAACCUGACUUUGAGUGUCUGUAUGAGAUCGAGCUACCCUUCGCUGAGGACAUCCGAAAUUACAAGUUCCCUCCACUGGACCGAGUCUUGACAGUCAGUGGUAAGGAGCUGAAAGUACACCGAAACUUGCCCAACGAUGAGCUACAGGAUGCCAUGAGCGCCUAUGUUGACAGCAUGGACCUUUCGACGCUCGGAAAAGACGACGAAGGAGAGGAAGCAGAAUAUGCUCCAAUGGACGAGACAUACAAUCCUACACUACAUCGUCUGCAGCAAGUGAUCAAGCACCGCGCCGUUUUCCCAGGCGCAGAGCCUCCAGCAGUGUUCGACAUCUUGACAAAAUACUCGAAGCCACCAGAUGAGCUGGUUGAGCAAGCCCAGUCAGAACUGGACAGAGUCAUCAAGGCUGGAGAGGUGAAGAAAGUGCCGCCCAAGGCAAGAGGCAAGCGGUGGAGCAGGAAGGAGGCGCCAAAGCCACUUUCAGAUCUGGACGUCGCAGCACUGUUGGCUCAAGAUCCCAAGCGAAAGACCAAGCGCAUUGAUCCGAAGAACGCUAUCCCAGAAUUCAUUCAGCUGCUUGCCUCGGACGACACUGUGAGGCUGGAAGACAUGCACGACGCUUGCAAGCAGCUGAAGUUCAUCAUCUUUGACUGGAUCAAGCACUCAAUGGGGAAUACCGGAUACGAUCGUGCUGUUGAGGGUAUACGUGUGAUGCGAGAGCAGAUGAACGAGUACGAGGAGCCUGCUCCAUACAACGACUUCAUGAGAGAGCUGAAGAAGAAGGUCCUUGGAGGUGAAUUGGGCGGUGACCGUUCGGAAAUGUGGUAUCGUGUGCGGGUGAAUAAGAUGUACCUGAUCUCCAAAGCGGAGUGUUCGGCGAGCGAUGUCAGUGAGGAGGAUGCGAAGACUUUCUUGCGGCCAGGAUGA